This is a messenger RNA of Sclerotinia trifoliorum, 2490 nucleotides long. Lineage: Eukaryota; Fungi; Ascomycota; Leotiomycetes; Helotiales; Sclerotiniaceae. The record is from the annotation of a GenBank genome assembly.
AAUUGCUACGGAAUCAGCGGCACAAAGCAUGGCCCCAUAUGGUAGAAGCCAGGGUAACUAAUUCUAGUAGUGGCUGUUUUGCCAGGCUAAAGUACAUGGCGAUCGAUUCCCGGAAGACGGCAACAAGCUAGUAUACUCCAAGGCAGUUCUGUCCUUUGUACAGUUCCUCAAUGAUCCCGAGAUAUUUCCACUCAGCGCAAGGUUUUGUAAGCGAUGGAUCGCUCUAUGUGAAGCUGUACUCAGACCGUUUACAUACAACGUAUCUCUCAGAGCAAUGAGACGCUAGUUAAAUCCAUAGUAUUCGGAGCUUCGCAUGUGAUCACCUGCAUCCUUUAAAGCAGUGCGAUACCUAACAGGUCAGAUUCCAAUCCCGGCACAUAUAUCUUAUUACUCUACUGUUGCAGGCUCGCUCAGGUGCAACGCAGAGGGCGGAUACAUGCGUUCUUCAUCACAUCUAACGAACCAUCGGUUGGCGUUCUAUCGGCGCGGGGUUAAAGGGCGCAUAAGUCAUCAGCCUGAUCUGGAUGACCGAAAGCCCACCGAUUGUGGUCAUGAUUUAUUGAUUGCGAACCGAGGCAGACUAAUACAUACCGAUAUCAGAGUGAUAGAGUUGAACAAUGACAAAUGCGAACGGGAAAGUUCAGAGCAAAGGGCGAGGCGCUCCCAUAGAUACAACCCCAUGAACUUUCUUGGUCGUAUCUAGCACAUUGACUUGAUAUUGCUUAGUAAAACCAUGGUUGCAUGGGAAUAAGAGACCCAGACGUAAUACUGUAGCACAAAGUAAGCAACAUCUAACGCCGAGCAGAAAGCCUGGGGGACGCGGUUCUCUCGUUUCGUGGGUUGCAAAAUGGUUCGCCAUUUCUUUGCCUCGCUUGCGAUCAUUACACUAUACCGAGCCUCAAGCCAAGAUUGAGUACUCCAACAUAAAUAAUAUAAGGUCCCACGAGGUGGUGAUGAGAGAAAACCGUGCAGCUCAAGUCCAUUUGAAGAUAUCGCAAGACACAACGCUUCAGAUAUCAAAAGCUACGUCGAAUUCACCUCUAAAUUAUUCGUUUUGAGCUUUGCUAAUCCUCCGGGCAGUGAACACCACUUCCUCAGCCGAUACGCAACUAAACUUGGGCAACUAUCAAAGUAUUAGCACGGGUGACAUUACUUCCUAAAUUCGUGGUAAUUCUUCGCAAGUCUUGAAAGUCAUCGAAAGUCAUCGAAAGUUACGCAAGUGUAACCUCGAAAGUGCUCCACAUUCUCAAUCAACAACACGAUACCAUCAUGUCUACUAUCUCCAAUGAUGAUGCUUCACAAGAGGAAAAUCAAUCAAUGAUCGCUCUACACGAUUAUACCGACGACGAACGACAUGUCAAUAAUAUUCGUCCAUAUCCCAACCUUUUCAAUGAUGUUCCCAUCGCCAGCUUUCCACAAGAAGAGUGGUAUACCGAUGUUGAUAGCCCAAUGUCAUAUAAAGACUACCAAAAGUCUAGCAAAAGAAGUGUCGAUACAAUCCUCUGCCACACUAGGACCCAUUUCGACACCUCCGGCCAAGUCCCCGACCACCCUCAUCCAACCAUCAUCCCAGAUGCACGUGACCUGUACAAUCCCGAGUCCCCUAGUUUGAUGGUUGCCUCACCGCCGAGCGACCACAGUGAUAAUCUGCAUCUCACCAUAUCCUAUACCACCAUGGUGCAAGACCACCAUGUGGCCGACAGGCAUAAAAACGGUAUUCUCGAUAUACCCUCACACGAGACUGUAUCCUCCGGCUCGGUGGAAUCACUUCAACCAAUCAAUUCGGGGACCGUACCGGAAUACAACAUCCACAUCCAAUCUUGGUCCGCGCCUGACGCAAUCGGCGAUAACAAGGCGUCCAUUGCCGCUACACCAUCAUCUUUAGGCAAUAGCCCUAGUCCUUGUCAAGGGGAAAGGACUUUCUACGCCCCAGGCGGGAAUUCCUACAAACUGCAAUACUCAACUCCAGGCCCCUCCACUUCACCAUAUGAUUAUCCCGGAAGUCAGACCUUGUCUUUCUCCACCACAGCCUCGACCAUGCACACCAUCGUUACCGGACAAUUCUUGCCAAACAUGAGCAUCCAUACACCACCCGAAACUUUGCUGUUCCAUUCUCCGCACAUUCAUUACACAUCCGAUCAAACCCAACUUCAUUGCUGGAUAUCCCAAACAUCUGAUGAUAAUAUGCCUGUAAGUCCAUUCUAAUUUGGGAAAGUAGCCGUAGCUGUCAAAAAUUAUAGAUUAGACGCUAAUCGUUGUGUUUCUGUAGCCGGCGGAGCGAUUCGAAAAGUCCAAAUGGGCAUGUUAGAUUUUCGGUAAGAGGGGAAAGACGGCUGAGUUCAAUGCAACAUCAGUCUAUAAAUCUGCGGUGAAUUCUAGUACAGUAUGUACAACGCCUUGCUGGGAGCACUUAUUUGUGAGAGAUUGAUCGCAAAUCAACGUGACACGGAUGCGACAACUCGUGGCCCUCCAAGACACCAAAAAUACGAA